Molecule: messenger RNA, 3287 nt
Organism: Hyla sarda
Lineage: Eukaryota; Metazoa; Chordata; Amphibia; Anura; Hylidae
Exons: 2
Coding region: 961-2028 (355 amino acids)
Source: RefSeq, a predicted model, not a curated record
UGGAAGUGGCUUGUGAAGUUUGUCCGCAAAAGCCUAAAGCUUGUCAAUCAGCACGCAGGACUAUUAUUCUUCAUACGGCGAGCCGCCUGGAUGCUUCUCCUGACCUUUGCCCUCUAGUUUGCUGAGGGGGAGUUGAAGAGUGAAGAACACAUGUUCACUGCAACCUAUCGGGACAAAAGCUACUAAAAGAACCUAGACGCUGCUGCUGCGACAGGACACAAGCUACAAGUAUACAGACCAGAGUCACGAGGGAAUUUCUCCACCAAGUGAAGCAGGAAAAAGGUCUGCAAGGAAAAAUGGAAGAGCAAGACCAUCCAUUAUUGGAAAAAGACCCUGCAGAGAAACAUCCGUACAGGAGGCGUGACUCAACCUAGGAUUCUACGUAUUGAUUCCAUGGAUGCUGAUAUUAAGCUUUGUGAUUGUUGUGUUGUUUACAAUAUAUCCAGAAUCAAUUGGAAUUGAUAAUAAAGCAAAGGAUUUGAUACCGAAGACAUCAUUAUCAAUCAAAUCAAGAGAAGUUCAAGAAGAUCGAUUGCUGACAUCAGACAUUGAUACCUCAAAAGGUAUCGUUGGAACUUUGAGAUUUGGUUAUGGCAACAGAGAACCACCUUGUGUGUAUUUAUUUUUUGAACAUUCUGCAGAAAUAAUGGUUCACAUAACAGUGGGACCAAAAAUGUAUUUUACACAGGCUCAAGGAACAUAUACACUAAAUAAUCAAUCAGGAAUAUGGGAAUGUCAUCCAGAUGAUUCCAUGUUUUGGUUUAUAACAAUCAAAGGUGAUGAACCAUCUCAAUGGACUGGGGACGUGACAAAUAACAUGUUAGAUACAGGAAGGAUUGGGAGGUCCAUGACAGAAAUUUGGUAUAAGACUAAGUCUUAUGGCAAACUUUUGGAUCCUUCUCUUCUUCCAAUCUCAGCUGGAGAUGGGGAUUGGACUCGUAGUUGGAACUUUCAGGUGGAAUGGAAUUGGCUAUAGUAAAAGUUUAUUUUGUAUUUACAGUAUCCAACUCAAUAGCACCUGAAGUUAGAGUCACUCCACACAGUUUUAGGAGUCAAGAAGACAUAAAUUCCAUAGAGCUACAGUGUGGAAUAAGAUUACCUCUACCUCUGGGAGCAUCAUUGGUUUGGUCUUUUGGAAAGGUGUCUUUGGGCAGCUUUACAAACAACCAAAUUCAUGUACUUCAUAAAAGUCAAAUUGGAAAUGUUUAUUGGAAUGGUACAAACUUUGGGUUUCAAUUAGAUAAUCCUACACGUAAAAACACUGGGAUAUAUGAAUGUUGUGUAUUAACUAGAGGACAUUACAAACAUUGUGACAGAGCAAAUGUUAGUAUUUGGUCUCUAGAAGAUCAUUUAUGCACUGGAAUUACAAUCAAACCAUCCAAUCCUUUUCAAAUUAAUUACUUUCAUUUCAAGCCAUUGUUGAGGAAUGGAUCAUUUGAAACCUUAGUCUGGACUUUUAACAUGACAGAUUGGAAGAUAUCCACAAGGUUUCCUCAAUGUGUAUCACACCUGACUAAUUUGGAAAUGGGACUUGCCCAAUGGUUUGGACAACAUCCGCUUAUCACUCAAAGAGACAAGAGAGGUGUGGUUGAGGGAAUCUUGGGGGGUGUUGGUACAAUAGGAAGCUUACUAAACACUAUGGACAUAAACACACUUAAAUCAGACUUGGGAUCCAUAGGAUACAUCGGUAGUAAGGGAGUAACAGUUCAGAAGGGCUUGAACCAAUUAUUGGAAAAAAUGGUUUUAAACACUUCUACUGUGAUAGGAUCAUCAGUGUCUCAUCUCCAAGAUGCAACAUUGGAAUUGAUAGAGAGUCAACAGGAAGUUCAGGUUUCUAGAGCAUGCUUGGAAAUACAAGUAGAGUAUUCUACUAAUCUGAAGAUGAUGGCACAGGCUUUACAGAGUGGCGUCACACCUCUGGGAUUGUUGAGAAGUCUUCCAGAAAAAUAUAGUUUUAGUCUAAAUCAUAUUGACUUGUGGAUAAAUAAAUGGUUGGGGUGUGAUAAGGAAGUCUGUAUUGCAUCGUGAAACUCUUCACAGAGGAUUGUAUUGCAUAAAAGGAGAAUUGAAAAAAUUGGAGAUAGAUGGGAGGGUAUUCAAUGUUUCCACCAUAGACACAGAACGUUUAAGAACACUACCAGUACACUUUAACCUUACACAAAUAGAUCAUUUUCCUUGGAAAACAUGGACUGAAGAAAUAAAGAAAGAUAAAGGGUUAUUGGCUAUUUUAAAACAACAGUUAAAAGAUUCAGAAAUUAUGUUUAUACAUCAACAGGGAGAACUAGAUCAGGUUCAUCAUCAAUGGAAUGAUAUGUCGGGAGUUAAUUGGUGGUCAAAUUUUAAGAAAUCUGUUAACUUAUGGUCAAAAUCUUCUGUACAAUCCAUUGCUGGGCAUGUAUUAUCUAAUCCAAUAGUUAUUAUUGCUAUUAUUGUUUUAUUAUGUAUUUUAUAUCAACUAUUUCUUAUGUUUAGGAUAAGUAAAUUAUAUAAACAAGUUAAGAAAGAAGUUAAUAAGGGAGAUGGAAUUUUAAGGGAAAUGAUAAAAAGAGCACAAUCUUCUCAUUCCAUUGUGAACAUAGAGAAGAAGGCAUCUCAUGUCAAAGAUUACCAUAUGGUCCCAGGGACAGUGUGAUGUGAUAGAGGAUGACUGUGAUACGAAUGGAGAGUAAAUGUUAAAGUUUGAAUGUUAUGAUAAGGAUAUUAAUCCUAUCAUCAGGGGGAAAUGUAAUAUCAUAAUUAACAUAAUUAACAAAACUUACUUACCCCUAACAUAAGACCAUAUGUAAUCAUUGAUAAGAGAUCACUUUGUAUCUUAUAUAUACUGAAGGUUAGUGAAAGUCAAGAGGGCUGUCAUGUAACCACGUGUAGUGCUCCAAAUAUACAACUUAGUGGUGUCAGCUAUAUUCUAUAGUUAGUCACUGGCUAGGGAAACAACCUAAGACCAUAUUUGUAGGUUUGCCGCAUUACCACAUAAGCUGAAAUAGAAUCUAUACAUUUAAGGACUUGUUAUGUAUCCAAUGAGGCCUAAGCUACUAGUAUAUAAGAAGGCCAUUAGAACCUAGUGGGGAGGUUAACACGAGGAGGAUAACACAAGGAAGAACAACAACAUUCCCUCUGCCGGCCUCACAACUCACACUAUCUCUCCUACACAUGAAGGAAUGCUCAAGGACCAGGAGAUAUGAACUUUUCUAUCUUCAAUCAUUUUAUGUAAGGAACUCUUUCUUUGUACAUUAUUUACUCCAUGCCUGUAUUUAACCUUUUUGGUGUGAAUUAAAUAUACUCUUGGA